UCAACUCAAAAGUAUUUAAUACAGCUAUUUAAGUGUUCUCUUGUAAUUUGUUUUGUGCCAGUUAGUUGUAAUUUCUUUCUGUAACAUGGACUGUUACAAACAUUGUAAAAAAUGCCUAUUAUCUUUAUGUAUAAUUCACUCUCAUGAACAAAUUAGAUUUUUCUUCCAUGAGUGAACUAUAAUAUGAAAUUUAAUGUUCUGACCUUUCUUAUGCUGGGUUGCUGAAAACAGUGUCAUUUAGCUUUUCUGAAAGCCCAGGCAUUUUUUUGUUGUUGGUUUUAUGCCUUGUUUUAUAUUGUUGCUUUUAAUUGCAGAGAAAAAUAACAUUACCCAUGUAGUUUUCACACUACUUCUUAAUAUAUGCAGGCUCUAAAGUUCUUGCAGUAUAAAAGAAAAACUCUAUUUUUUUUUCCCUGGGAGCUCUGAUGGCCAGCAUUUUCGUUAAUGACAGACAUUUCUCUGGCAUGAAGAUGUUUUCAUUUGUAUUUACUUUACAGUACAGGGCAAUUAUGCUGCUCUGUGUUGUGCACUCCUCAUAGUUUCUAUCUCAAAAGAACUGCAGUGCUUGGAACAGGACUGCAGUUUGAAGCAGGUGUUGUGUUUUACUGUUAUGCAAAAUAACACUAAAAUAUAAUUGUAAAGGAAAUUCAGGAAACAGCUGCAAACUUGGCAGUGGUAACCACUACAUUGUGUGAGCAGUUGUUGCAGCAUCUUACAUCACAUCUAGCACAGCAAAGAUUUGCUCCAGCAAAGCUCACCGUUACUUAUUUUUGCUGCUGAAACCUUGUUCUCAUGAGAGAGGUCCACUAGGUCUCACAAGGGAAGACCAGAUCAUAACCACAGAUACAGUGCUGUACCAUCUCUAGUGCCAGUUUUUUAAUUGGUACUUUAUGUUAUAGUUUAAGCUCUCUUUUUAAAAUUUUAUGUAUAUACUUUUUUUCCUUCCAAUGCUAAGGAAGAUGAAGGAUAGAACCCAGUUACUGGAAUGAAGGUUGCAGAAUGCCUUAACCCAACUAACAUAUGGAAGCCUACAUAGGCCUGAGGUGGUAAAAUAGUAAAAUAAAUGGCCUAUAGCGGGCCAUCUGCCAUUUGCAGAGCAUUUUCAUCAUGCUUCAUGCCAAACUGGAAAUUAGUCUUUGUAUUAAAAAUAUAUUUUGAAUACAAAUCAAAGAUUUCAAAUGCUUAAUGUUACACAUGGCAAACACAUUUCUAUCUGGGAGCUGGAGAAGCCCAGGAAAAUUGCACUGGAAAAAUAUUGCUUAGUUUGAUCCUUAGGGCUCAAAUAAUUUUCUUCUCUUUCCCAUCUCUUUGUCUUCCUGGUAAGAGCUGAUUUACUUCUUUAAAAUGCACUCCAGAUAUGAAAAGUCCACUCUUGCAUGUGGCAGCUAAAGGGAAGAAUAUCAGUGGGUUCCCAGUGUGGUGAUUUCAUGUUAAGUCCUUGCAGCUAGCACAGCUUGUCCCAGCUGAGGAUCUGCCUCAUAAACGGGGCUUUUAAGGAGUUGCUCAUCUUGAAAGUAUUUUUCGAGCAUCAGCUGAUCAAUUUUCACAGAGUCCCUCUGAAAGGAAGGCAGCUGAGGUAUCCUCAGUUUAUUGACUGAAGAAAUCGAAGCUCAGGUUUUGUGCAAGAAACUCAGCAGAGCGUGUUUGGGAGGUUUCUGAAUAUUGGGUUAUGCUAAUAUUACAGUGCACAUCCAAUCCUGACGCUAAAUAGGUUUAAGAGCACUCUGAAGAAGCAAAAGACAGGGAUGCACAGAGAAGGAAGAGCCAAUUUCUUUCAUCUUGUGCAGAAAUAUUUAUGUGUAAAAUCACGCUUAAGUCAGAUAAAUCAUUGCUGCUGGUAACACUGAAUCCAAAACAGUGCUAGUGAGCUAUAACAUGGAUAUUUUGUUAACAUUGCCUAGAUACUUGCCUUUCUCUACACACUAACACUUCGAUUCAAAGGUAUUUGGGUGUAUCUUUUGCCAUGCAAUUGUAACACAUUCUUUACAUCAGUUUCUUGUAUGUCUCUCAGUUGUUAGUGCUCUAAAGCUACAGCAGCGCCUUGAAAAAAAACAAGUCAUUUGUCCUUCAGGAAGCUGGGUCCACUUGUGAGUUUUCAUGGUUGCAAUUAACACAAGAUGUUAUUUAAAAUAAAGCAUAUGAAAUGGGGAAUAUUUAAUAAAAUACAGAUAUUUUAUUCCCCCCUUCCCCCACCCCUUGAAGAUAAAGCCUUACUUUAAGCAUUCAUCCUUUGGAUGUGUCUAAUGAUGAUGGAGUUGGAUGAUGAGGUAAUUAAAAAGAAAAAAGUGAAUAGUAAUGCGUACAGAGGGGUGAUGGGUACAUCAUGAAUAUAGAAAAAGGUUUCAGAUCUGAAUGGAAAUCAGGAGAACGUAGAGGAAUAGGUGUGUGUGUUUACACCUCAUGACUCAUAGCAUCGUGUGCUGUCUCUCUCUCCUGGCAGAGGUCACGGAGUUGAUGCGGAGCUGUUGGGAAUCGGGAGCUGCCCGCACCACAAUGCCCUACCCUGCCCCUGGCCUUGGCAAGUUGUGAGCUUCUCAUGUCCAUAAGGAGGAAGGAUGGCUCAUGGAAUUCCUUCACAAGGCAAAGUUACCAUAACGGUGGAUGAGUACAGCUCCAACCCAACACAGGCGUUCACUCACUACAACAUCAACCAGAGCCGCUUCCAGCCUCCACACGUGCAUAUGGUCGACCCUAUCCCAUAUGACACUCCAAAGCCAGCGGGCCACACGCGCUUUGUCUGCGUCUCAGACACGCACUCCAGAACAGAUGGCAUCCAGAUGCCUUAUGGGGACAUCCUUCUUCACACGGGCGAUUUCACCGAGCUGGGACUGCCCUCCGAGGUUAAGAAGUUUAAUGACUGGUUAGGAAACCUACCAUAUGAAUAUAAAAUAGUGAUUGCUGGGAAUCAUGAACUGACAUUUGAUAAGGAAUUCAUGGCAGACCUUGUUAAACAAGAUUACUACCGCUUUCCCUCUGUGUCCAAAUUGAAACCAGAGGACUUUGACAAUGUUCAGUCACUCCUGACAAAUAGUAUUUACUUACAAGAUUCAGAGAUAACAGUUAAAGGAUUCCGAAUAUAUGGUGCCCCGUGGACACCAUGGUUUAAUGGAUGGGGCUUUAAUCUACCCAGAGGUCAGUCUUUGCUAGACAAGUGGAACCUUAUUCCUGAGGGAAUUGAUAUACUAAUGACACAUGGACCUCCCCUUGGUUUUCGAGACUGGGUUCCCAAGGAGCUGCAGAGAGUGGGUUGUGUGGAGCUGCUGAAUACAGUGCAGAGGCGAGUAAGGCCCAAACUCCAUGUCUUUGGUGGGAUUCAUGAAGGCUAUGGCAUCAUGACCGAUGGCUACACCACCUACAUCAACGCCUCCACGUGUACAGUCAGCUUCCAGCCCACCAACCCUCCCAUCAUCUUUGACCUUCCAACCCCUCAAGGAUCCUGAAGCACUACUGGGGAAGGUCUAUAAACUGCCAUUUUCUAAUUGCAAAACUUACAUUCAGUUACGUGUUUAUUUCAAAAUGGGGGCUGGGGGGGCAUUUUGGGGGAGCGGGGGUUUAUGUUUUGGGGUGGAGUUUGGGGCUUUUUGUUCUUUUUAUUUGUAAAUUGCUGGUGCAAAAGAAACAAGAAGAAAAGUUAGAGGUUGUGCUUUUUGGAAAUGCAGCGUUCAUUUCAAAUUGAUAAAACAUUGUGAAUUUGUAAAAUGAAUUUUGUUUUUCAAUAAAUUUGCCAUUGUAAAUUGUUAUAGUAUUCUCAAAAGGACAGCCAAGCUUUCUUUUAAUAAGUGAGAGACCUUAUUUUAAUAUUAUAUUAUAAGCUAAAAAAUAGGCAGCAUUUAAAUACACCCAAAUUUGCACAACUUAUGUUAUUGUCAGGGUUUCUUUAAGUGUCUUCUUUUUCCCUAGGUUUAAAUGUUAACUUUUUAUCUCCAUUUAUAUAAUUUUUCUUAGUAGCACAAACAAUGUUUUGGGGUCCAUUUACCUCUUGACAUGUACAUGUACUUAAACUUGUUUCUGUUCAUGGUAGAAUGCAGCAAGGGGAGAGCCGACUUCUCAGUUGUUUGUCUCUACCUGCUUUAUAAAGACUGAUCUAGAUAGCCACAGCCUGUAUGUGAUAUCUACCUUCUGUUGUUUCUUUUUUAAAUUAUUUUAGCUUUAAAAGACUGAGGGUGAAAGCUGCAAAGAGCAGGUAUUUCAUGCAGUAAAAAAAAAAAAAAUUGUAAAUGCGGACUCCUUUUAAAUAUGAAUUUAUAUAUAUAUGUAUUUUUUGUGCAUUAUAACUAAGCUAGGAUUUAAUAUUGCCAGUAUAGCAUCUGCAAAAUUAUGCUGUACAGCACAUCUAAAUUAUGAAGGAUGUGACACAUUUUUCCAAGUGCUCAAGGCCUUCAAGAGCCCGAGUUAAAUCUUUGUUGUAGUUCAGGCAUGUAUAGAGUCAAAUGGAUACAAUCAAGCCUAAAUAAAAUAAGGCUUAGUUGUCCUUUAUAUUUAAAUAUUCUUCUUGUCUUUUUUAUUUCCUUUUUCUUAUUUUGCACUGUGUGUAAAUGCAAUCUCACUAGCACAAAAUAUUGUUGAAGAUAGUUAUUUCUGUUCCACCACUGUAAAUGCUAUUGAGCUUUGUUCUGUUUUAUGUUACCUUGUUAAUGGAAUUUAGAAAAGCAGUUGUUUCUUUAAAUUUAUUGUGAUAUUAUAUCUAGCGGCCUUUAUAUGCAAAUAAAAUUGCAAGAUUUUUAAA
This is a messenger RNA of Catharus ustulatus (Swainson's thrush), 4726 nucleotides long. It is a transcript of the gene MPPED2, whose product is annotated as metallophosphoesterase domain containing 2. Lineage: Eukaryota; Metazoa; Chordata; Aves; Passeriformes; Turdidae. The transcript is spliced from 6 exons. Gene Ontology annotation, molecular function: hydrolase activity. Bases 2556 to 3440 code for a protein of 294 amino acids. The record is from RefSeq and is a predicted model, not a curated record.